ACACUAGGACUAAAAUAUAGACUAAAAUGAUUUAGUCUUUAGUCCUUCACAUAGGUGCUAAAAGAGACUAAAAGCCCAUAAUUAUUAUGUUGCCCUUACCUUUUUGUAUGGAUAACUAAUAUUAUGAGUAUAUUCUAAGGGCAUUUGAGUCUUUGGACAGUGUAUUUAAUGAUUUUAGAAUCUGUUUAGUCCUAGAACCAAACAUGUAGGGACUAAAGUUCAGUCCUAGGACUAAUUGAAAUUGAAACCAAACAUGGCCUCAACCGAAUCUUAUAUAGUGCUUGUGCUUUGGUUGAGUUGUUUGUCUUUUUCACUGGGCUCUGAUCCUCUGGAUAAUGUGCAGAUGGAGAGAGUUUGUGAGAACACAGUGGCUGUUGACUUCAAGCAGACUAAGCUGAACAACUUUGUGCCAUUCAUCCGGUCAGGGGAAUGGUCUGAUAUUGGAGGUCGCGAUUACAUGGAAGAUGCCCAUGUGUGCAUCUCUGAUCUGGCAAAGAAUUUUGGCUAUGACUCAGUCGAAGAUGAAGUAAUUUCUUUCUAUGGGGUGUUUGAUGGCCAUAAUGGCAAAGAUGCUGCUCAUUAUGUCCGUGAUAACUUGCCACGGGUCAUCGUGGAAGACGCUGAUUUUCCUCUUGAGCUUGAAAAGGUGGUAAAGAGGUCAUUUGUGCAAACUGAUAGUAAGUUUGCAGAGAAAUUUUCUCAUCACAGGGGACUUUCUUCUGGAACGACAGCACUUACAGCAAUGAUUUUUGGAAGGUCCCUUCUGGUUGCGAAUGCCGGUGACUGCAGAGCGGUGCUCUCGCGGCGUGGCACUGCCAUUGAGAUGUCCAAGGACCACAGGCCUUGCUGCAUGAACGAAAGGAAGCGCGUAGAGUCACUUGGCGGCUACGUUGACGACGGUUACCUGAACGGUCAGCUGGCAGUGACCAGAGCGCUCGGUGAUUGGCAUCUGGAUGGCAUGAAAGAGGUGGGCGAGCCAGGAGGGCCCCUGAGCGCCGAACCAGAGCUGAAGAUGGUCACGCUGACCAAGGACGACGAGUUCCUGAUAAUCGGCAGCGACGGCAUCUGGGACUUCUUCUCGAGCCAGAACGCCGUGGACUUCGCGCGGCGGAGGCUCCAGGACCACAACGACCUGAGGCUGUGCUGCAGGGAGAUGGUCGACGAGGCGGUGCGGCGGGGCGCCAGCGACAACCUGACGGCUGUGAUGGUCUCGUUCCACCCGGACGCCCCUCCCCCGAGCCGAGCCAACAAGAGGACCGGCAGGGUCACCAGGAGCAUUUCGGCUGAGGGGCUUCACAGCCUCAGAGUGCUCCUGGAAGGCCAGUGACGUCGCCGGGCGGCGCGGCGCCAUUGCUGCCCGUUCGUCCCUGAUGCUGUGCUACGUUGCUGAUGAGUGUUAACUGUAAGUAGCGGUUUCCGGUAUCUUGGUGCUUGCUCUUCUUCUUCCGCUGAGGGCGGGCGACUAUUCUUGUCCUUCCUCCGACAAUAAACCAACGGGCCUGAGAUCUCACUGUGAGACGCUGUAAAUAAGGAAAUAUGGAAGUUGGAGCUCGUCAUUAAGGACGAGUUAGGGCAUGUACAAUGUAGAUACCACGACACGGUCCUCCAAGUAUAAAACACACCUAAGACACAGUUCAGUACAAAGGGACGUAUCUAAAGUCUUACAUCUUAAUUAAUGUUUCAAAUUCAUCGUAUUAAA
Messenger RNA from Zea mays, 1699 nucleotides. RefSeq lists its product as uncharacterized. The transcript is spliced from 3 exons. The record is from RefSeq and is a predicted model, not a curated record. NCBI's taxonomy places the organism in Eukaryota, Viridiplantae, Streptophyta, Magnoliopsida, Poales, Poaceae. Gene Ontology annotation, molecular function: protein serine/threonine phosphatase activity. Bases 254 to 1327 code for a protein of 357 amino acids. Gene Ontology annotation, biological process: protein dephosphorylation.